AUGUCGCAACCCUUCACCUGUACAUGCGGCACCGAAACUUGUGUAGGUGAGAUACGGGGGGCGGGACAGAUGAAUGAGGUGGAUUUGCAGGGGAGAUGGUUGAGUGCGCAUGUUAGGAGGGGGUUGGAGGGGCGUGCGCAGGGGAGGGAGAGGGAAGGGGUGGAAGAGGGGGAGGGGAAGGGGGUUGGGGUUGGGGAUGAGAGGAUAGUAAAUAAAAAUGGAAAUGCAAAUGCAAAUGGCACGAAAAGCGCAAACGAGAACGUCAAAACACCAAUAACCCCAGAAAUCAAUCAAGAAGGUCAUAUAAAUGAAAGAAGAGGGGUGACGAGUAGGGAGAUGAGCGGGGAGAUGGGUGGUGAUACUUUGUAG
Molecule: messenger RNA, 369 nt
Organism: Sclerotinia borealis F-4128
Lineage: Eukaryota; Fungi; Ascomycota; Leotiomycetes; Helotiales; Sclerotiniaceae
Source: the annotation of a GenBank genome assembly